Sabethes cyaneus is the source of this 2790-nucleotide messenger RNA. RefSeq names its product armadillo repeat-containing protein 2. The transcript is spliced from 9 exons. Gene Ontology annotation, molecular function: protein binding. NCBI's taxonomy places the organism in Eukaryota, Metazoa, Arthropoda, Insecta, Diptera, Culicidae. Gene Ontology annotation, biological process: cilium organization. Bases 1 to 2790 code for a protein of 929 amino acids. The record is from RefSeq and is a predicted model, not a curated record.
AUGCAAAGUUCCAAAAUAAUCAGUGAUCCUUUGUUAUCUUCCUACUCCGUCGACAAUAACAGCAAUGGAAAAAAGAAAUUAGUUCGUAAAACAAGUGCGGAAAUUGUAAGCGAGGCCAAAAGUAUGCUUGCGGGAGGGGGUACGCGGCUGGUUCCUGCGAGAAGGCCAAUCACACCGAGAGAACCAAAAAGGCAACUUUACGGUCGUGCAGCACCUGCAGGAAGACCACCCAGUGCUUUUAGCUUAAAAUAUUUACAGUUUGAAUCGCGCGCUCUACCGUCUUUAGAGCCUAUACAAAGUGCAACUAAUCGGAACACUUUUACGCGCUCGGAAUCAGCCGAUUCUAUUUCAUUGGAGGGAAAUGAUAUCGCGAAUAAUUACAACAACAACAACAACAACAAUAAUGCAUCUAGAAGCAAACUGCCCGCCUUGCUCAAAGUACCCAGUAAACAAGCUGGAUCAUUGGAUAAUCUUUCAGAGUGCAUGCCACCGCGGGUGGACUUGAGGCCACCGUUAACGCCGCAAUUUUCACUGAAUGUUGAACCAAAGCCAUUGAGUGAAAAGCGUUCCUCAGAGGCGGGUGCUUCCGGUACAACGACUUCGGCUGAACCGACACCGCCGGGCAGUAUCGUCCGCAAUCAUCCGCUCAAGCGUCGUCCGAUUCAAUCAUUAGACGAGCGCCAGAGUGUUACCGAGGCGGUUAAACCUUCUUCCCCACCGGCAGACCUCAUGGGAAGUGUGAAAAUGGAUUAUCGAAAGGAAAAAGCUAAACUCAGCAAAAGUAACGACUUGCUCGCUAAAUCCUCGACAGAGUCGUUACUGGACAUGUUGAAGGCUCAUGCUGGGAUUAAGGACUGUAACGACGAAACCGUGAGUCACAUUAAUGGGAUUCUAGCAGAGCUUUACUCCAGGGUGAAGGGCGCAAAGGGCAGUUGGCGUGGUGCGGUCCUGGGAGCCUUGUACGGGCUGGUCGAAUCAAAUUCACCUAGAAUUCUACUCUCGGUAGCGCGUGUUGUGCUGGCGCUUAAUGUGACUGGCAGCAACCUGACGGGAGCUUGUAAAUUGGUAUUCAAAAUCGCUCGCAAUGAAAAUAACGAUUCACUCUUCGCGGAGAGUGAUGUACCAGAGCUACUUGUCGAUGGCUUGGGACGUGCUUCUCCGGUCGACGAACCAGAGGCGUGCAUUUACGGAUAUGGGGCCAUACGAUUUCUAGCAGGCUCAGCUGCUUCAAGCAUGCAGAAAAGCAAAGCGGAUAACCUCUCCCGGGAAACUAAGCAAAAGUCCUUGGCCUUUCGCCUUGCUCGUCACGGCUUAGUGCAGUUGAUUAUACUUCACCUCAAAAUGUUGAACGAACUGGGUUCAGCAAAGAAACUAUCGGGAACUCCUUUGCAUGCCUUGUUUCAACUUUCUGGUGCCCUGAGAACUCUUGCAGGAGUUCCUACAUUUGGUAAUGGUUUAACGGCAACGCGUUCGUUAUUGAAUAGUACUAAUCCACAAAUUAAAGAAACUCAAGAAACUGAAAUGAUUCAGUUAGAAUUGGCAGGACCGCUACUAGUACGUGCAGCCGAGAUGUGCUUGGAUGAACCUGAAGUACAGGCCAAUGUAAUUCGGACACUGAGUAUUCUUUCGGAAAGACCCGACUGCUGCGAACAACUGACGGAUGCUGCACCACGACUAGGAAUUUUACUGGGGUCGAUCAGUGAAACUAGCCCUACUGUCGAAAAGGGAUUGGCAGCCGUAAACCGACUUGGAUACAUUUUGGGUAACAUAAUGACCCGAUGGGAUACGGCCCGUUUAUUGUUUUAUUCUAACGAUGUGUCUAUGGAAGCGAUCAUGAAGACACUAGAAUACUACUCCAACAAACGUUUCUCAAUAAAGAAUCAUAUGGGUGAUUCGGUAGUUGACGUUCUUACCAAGCUUGUUCGAGUGGUGGCUAAUAUAUGCGUUAAUGCGGACGUUGGCUACGGGUUGAGUAAUAGACCAUCGCUCGGCGAGAUCCUUCUGAGCAUUCUUCUAAAAGUUAAAGAUGCCAAGGAUACCGAAACAGAGGAACUGCUCUUCGCUACCUUGGGUGCAUUGCACAACCUGUCCUACUAUUAUGAACAACCGGAUAACUCACUUCAGUAUCAUCAUUCGGGUAGUUUAGCCGACCGUCUUAAGGACAUCUGUGGAGUUCUUUGCAGAAUCCUUAACACGGAGUCCAGUUCUGCUCGCUCGGAGGUUGCACGUGUUCUUGGUAAUAUGACUAGAAAUGAGGAAGCACGUGAAGCAUUCUGUUCAGAAAAUGGAUUACACAUUUUGAUACGCUGUUUGGAAUCGGAUAAUGUUGAGCUGUUGGUUACUUCGUGUGGCGUUUUGGUUAACGUUUUAGGGGAUUGGGAACGACGUGCUCCAUUUCGGGAAAUGCAGGGACCAGUAUUGCUACGGAAACUGUUGCAGCAAGGUGCAUCGACACAGGAUUGGAUUUUGGCCGGUAUAGCAUGUCAAGCGUUGUGGAAUUAUCUGAUUGAUAGCGGCAACGUAAUUAAUGCUUUGGGCGAAUUUGAGGUUGAUUACAUCUGCGGAGAUUUGGCUGAGUGUUUGGAUGAAGCUAAAUUGUUUAACGGGCAAGAACCAGACAUGCUUUGGGAAGAAUUUGCCCCAGUCGCUACGGAUCUACUAGAGAGAUUGCAGUCUUGUAUGUCGAUAGGAAACUCGCCGUGUCUUUCGUCGGAUGACGAAUCUGACAUGAUUAUUGGACAAGCUGGAGAUUCUUGGGGAGAAUGUUAUAAGCAGUGGUUGAAACAAUAA